Coccinella septempunctata (seven-spotted ladybird) is the source of this 3627-nucleotide messenger RNA. It is a transcript of the gene ago, whose product is annotated as F-box/WD repeat-containing protein 7. Gene Ontology annotation, molecular function: ubiquitin binding. Gene Ontology annotation, biological process: proteasome-mediated ubiquitin-dependent protein catabolic process; ubiquitin recycling. The coding region runs from base 261 to 2360 and encodes 699 amino acids. The transcript has 11 exons. Gene Ontology annotation, cellular component: nucleus; cytoplasm. The record is from RefSeq and is a predicted model, not a curated record. Lineage: Eukaryota; Metazoa; Arthropoda; Insecta; Coleoptera; Coccinellidae.
CGUUAAUGUGACAUUCGAUAUGACAUGUUCAACUGCAUUAGGUACUAAACGGGGUUUUUCAAAUAAUUUUUGUUGUAAUUUCAUGUGAUAAGUAAAUUAUAUCGUUUUGCCAUAAUUUAUACAAUUCAGAAUUCAAAAUUUCGUCAUUUUUUGUACCAUUUUAAUUUAGGUACAAUUAUAAAAAAUAUAAAUGGUGCUGGUCGGGUUGUGAACUUGAGAAUGGCAGUAAGGAUUUUAUGAGAAGGGUGACUUGAUUUAGAAUGGAUAAAACAUGCCAAACAGAAGAACAGAACUGUUUAAAUGAAAAUUUGAAUGAAGAUACCGACACCUCUACACCAAUCGACCCUGUCCAAGCGAGUAGGGACAAUGUUAACCAUCUGCCAAGUACUUCUCAAACUUGGGUAAUUUUGAAGAGAAAUCUACCUUUCAAUUUAUUCCAAAAAUCACAAGAAAUUGAUUCUACAGACACUCUUGAUGGAAUUCAGCCGGAAGCAAAUGAAAUACUGAACUCUAAUGAUGGGGAUACCAAGGACUCUGUAUAUAUUACUAGCAGUGUGGAUAAUGAUGUUAGUAUUUUGAAUAGAUCAAAUGGACAACAUCCUAGUACACCUAAAAGUUCUCUGAAAAGACCAAAUUCUGAACCAUCUACAGAGGAACAUUGGUGCAAAAGGAAAUAUUCACCUGAAUAUGGACAAACCUGUAAGAAAUUAUUAUCUGAAAUUGAUAAAAUUUCAAAUACCGAAGUUGAUAUUAAUAACAAACUCAAAACAAUGAAAUUAUUCGUCAAAAACGGUGAAGAAUCGAAAGCAGAUGUACAUAAAAGUUCGCCUCAGGCUCCUUCCCCAAUCGGUACACCUUCAAAGGGAAGAUCGGUGAUACCAACUAAGGAUAACCCUCCACCUGAAAUGGCAGAUUGGCUCCUGCAGUUUCAGUGCUGGUCUAAUGCCGAGAGAAUUCUUGCCAUAAAUGAACUGAUUGAUAGAUGUGAGCCUACGCAAGUGAGACAUAUGAUGCAGGUGAUUGAACCUCAAUUUCAAAGGGAUUUUAUUUCUCUCUUACCAAGAGAGCUUGCCCUGAACGUUCUAUCGUUCCUGGAACCGAAAGAUCUCCUGAAAGCUUCUGAAACAUGCAGAAGUUGGAGAUAUUUAGCAGAAGAUAACCUGCUUUGGAAAGAAAAAUGCAAAGAGGUUGGCAUCACAGAACUGCCUAAAAGGAAGGGUUCCCCUAGAAGCCCAGGCUCUAUAUCCCCGUGGAAGGUUGCCUAUAUGAGACAUCAUAUGAUAGAAAUGAACUGGAGGAGCAAACCAAUCAAACCUCCGAAAAUGCUGAAAGGUCACGAUGAUCAUGUCAUUACCUGUUUGCAAUUUUGUGGCAGUCGUAUUGUAAGUGGCUCCGAUGAUAACACUCUCAAAGUUUGGAGUGUCACAAGUGGUAAGUGCCUGAGGACGUUGGUGGGACAUACCGGUGGAGUCUGGUCAUCUCAAAUGUCUGGGAAUACCAUAAUCAGUGGUAGCACAGACAGAACACUGAAAGUCUGGGAUAUUGAAACUGGAGCUUGUAAACACACUCUUUUAGGACACACAUCCACCGUUCGUUGUAUGCACCUGCACGGCAAUAAGGUAGUGAGUGGUUCUCGGGAUGCCACCCUUAGAAUUUGGAACAUAGAAUCAGGUGCCUGUUUGAAUGUUUUGGUCGGUCAUAUGGCAGCAGUAAGAUGCGUUCAAUAUGAUGGGAAAUUGGUGGUUUCAGGAGCUUACGACUACAGCGUAAAGGUUUGGAAUCCAGACAAAGGUGAAUGCUUGCACACGCUUCAAGGUCAUACAAAUCGGGUGUAUUCCCUGCAGUUUGAUGGAGUAUAUGUCGUGAGUGGUUCGCUGGAUACAAGUAUAAGGGUUUGGGAUGUCGAGUCGGGAGCUUGCAAGCACACACUUAUGGGACAUCAAUCCCUAACUUCUGGUAUGGAAUUGCGCAACAAUAUUUUGGUAUCAGGAAAUGCAGAUUCCACUGUCAAGGUGUGGAAUACAGUGACUGGACAGUGCCUACAAACGUUAUCAGGGCCUUACAAACACCAAUCUGCCGUCACCUGCCUUCAAUUCAACAACCGUUUCGUCAUUACCUCAUCGGACGAUGGAACGGUGAAGCUUUGGGAUGUGAAAACUGGCGAAUUCAUCCGUAAUCUAGUUGCCCUGGACAGUGGCGGUUCAGGUGGUGUGGUUUGGCGUAUACGUGCAAGUGAAACAAAACUUGUGUGCGCAGUUGGCAGCAGAAAUGGCACGGAGGAAACGAAACUACUUGUUUUGGACUUUGACAUUGAUCAGAAUGUCAAUGGGUACAAAGAAGUGGCGUCUCUCAUGAGGUAGAGAUCAGAAGACUCAAAAAAUUGUGUGAAUGACGGUCGAAUGUUUCGAGUAAUUCGUUGUAUGUGUGUAGUAUUAGCUUUUAGUCUUCUAAAUGUUUUUUUGUAAAUACUUUCCAAUUGUAUGGUGAUUUUGAAUGUUACGAGAUUGGAGAAAUCAGCAAUAGAACUCUCAGAUGUAAUUUAUACAUAUUUUAAAUUAUUCGAAACUUGAAACAUGUUUAUUGUACGAGUAUGUUCAGGAAUGUUCAUAUUCUUGAUUUUUGUGACAAUGUUAUUUUUUGUAAUUUAUAGCCUUAUAAAUUGAUCAAGCUUAGUAAUUGGGUUGAGCAACUUUUUAUCAUCUAUGACUAAGUUAUCAAAAAAUCUUGAUAAUAUACAUCACUUUAUUUCUGGGUUGAGUUUUAAUCCAUUACCAUGAUGAGGUGAAGUUACUUGACCCUAUCAAAAAAAUUUUACCAAAUAACAAAUACAAAUUUUUGUUAAAUAAUAUUGUAGAAUUGAUUUUCAUUAAAAAAGAGUCCUUUUAAGAUUGAAAUUGAGAAUUUCCAUUCUAUACUCAAAAAAGGUAAUAUCACUUGGUCACAUCGUGUUGAUAUAAAAAAAAUUCAAUUUGACCCUUUUUGGAAAAACAACUUACGUUUUUUAAUUUCCUAUACCUGAAGAAACCGAAAAUAAUGAAAGAUUUAAAAUUGGCUUAUUCGAACCAAGAAUCAAAACUCAACAGUGUUCAAUCGUUUCUAAAUAUUGAUUGAAAAGUAAGAGAUUUUUUUUAGUCAGCAAUUCUCAGGAUUUCAAAAAGUUGCGGAGGUUUUCUGGGUAACUCGGCUGUAUUCAGUAUCGGAGAUUUUCUGCUUUAAUUUUUUCAACUUUUUAUUUACUUUGUAAUCAAUAUGUUUUCAUAAGCAGGAAAAUGAUCGCUUUGGAAGUAUUUAAUUUAUUAAUUUGUUAGUGGCCAAUUUUUGAUGUUACGUCUUAUCAUUUCUUUAAUUUUCAGAACUCUUUUUGAGUGUUGAAAUGUUGAUUUAUUCCAGUUUUGUCUGUAUGUCCUGUAUACAUGUUGUUUUCUAUUUUUAUUGAAUAGGAUAUUUGUUUUACCAACUGUAAUAUAUAAGACUGAAAAUUGUUGAAUAUUUUAUCCUUGAUGAUACAACUAAUACAGAUGUAUAUAUUGAAUUUUACCUUAAUUUCUCAUCCAAAUGAAAUUCAAAUAUACAAAUCAUAUCGAGACAGUUUUAUGAUUAUUUAAAUAUAUGGAUCGUAAUAGGAGA